Messenger RNA from Gordionus sp. m RMFG-2023, 869 nucleotides. RefSeq lists its product as uncharacterized. Gene Ontology annotation, biological process: nucleoside metabolic process. The record is from RefSeq and is a predicted model, not a curated record. The transcript is spliced from 7 exons. Gene Ontology annotation, molecular function: catalytic activity. Lineage: Eukaryota; Metazoa; Nematomorpha; Gordioida; Chordodea; Parachordodidae. Bases 546 to 869 code for a protein of 107 amino acids.
CAUAUUUCCUAUUUCAAUUUUUUCGAUCCAUAGAAAAUAUUUCUAGUAAUUUUCAAUCAAAUUAAAAGCAACAAAGAUACACUCAAUAUUUAAAAUAUAAGGGAAAAAUUUAUUUCAGGCUAUUACGUAUGUUGCAGGGAGAGGGCGCCAAUGACUGAUGCUUAUAUAAAAAACUAAAUUACAAGAGGAACAGGAAAUAAUGGAAUUAGCAUCGACCAAUCGAAUUAAAAGUGUGGUAAUUCAAACUCAUUCCUUUUACAACAAAUGGGGAUAUAAGAUCAUUUGAAAAGUUACAAUGCCGGUAAGAAUUAUGAAAUUACUCGGAGUUAAAUAUUUAUUCGAACAAAUUGUUGUGGAGGAGUCAAUCCAUCCUAUAAUUUGGGCGACGUAAUUGUUAUUAAAGAUCACGUUAAUUUAGUCGGCUUGGCUGGGCACAAUCCUCUGGUAGGAGAAAAUGAUGACCGAUUAUCCAUACAGAGAAGGGGUUUAUUGUAUGAACACUGGACCUACUUAUCAAGCCAAAGCGGAAGGAGGUAUGCCUUAAGAUGGGCGUAGAUUUAGUUGGGAUGAGCACUUUACCCGAAGUCACAGUGGCUGCUCAUUGCGGAAUGAAAGUUUGCGCUUUUAGUGUGAUUGCUUCAGCAAUCAAAUAUGAUGAAUUCUCUUAUGAAAUACUAAAAGAUGACGGGGACGAUAAAACCAAAAAUGAUGGUUCAUCAAAGAACACCAACGAAUAUAAAGUGACUAAAAAUUUGGUAUCUAUUGACCAUGUAAAGUCUGGUAAAAAGGGUGGUGAAAUUUUGGGACAAAUCAUUAAUGAUGUCUCGAUUAAUAUAAUAUUUUGUCAUUUCGUCGUUGUCAUAUUUUGA